This is a messenger RNA of Sclerotinia sclerotiorum 1980 UF-70, 183 nucleotides long. RefSeq lists its product with no specific name. Lineage: Eukaryota; Fungi; Ascomycota; Leotiomycetes; Helotiales; Sclerotiniaceae. The coding region runs from base 1 to 183 and encodes 60 amino acids. The transcript is spliced from 3 exons. The record is from RefSeq and is a predicted model, not a curated record.
AUGGACGUGGUAGAAAAGACAGAGGAAUCAGGAUCAUCCACCACCAUGGCCGCAGCUUUAGAUCCAGAUCUCACAUCAGAGUCUGAGCCCUAUCUUCAUGAUUACAACACUAUCGCGCCUAGAGAGUUCGCUAAGGAUAGGAAACUGGCCGAGAAACUUUGGGGCAAACCUAAGCGUUAUUAA